Molecule: messenger RNA, 3917 nt
Organism: Danio aesculapii
Lineage: Eukaryota; Metazoa; Chordata; Actinopteri; Cypriniformes; Danionidae
Gene: kdm4b
Product: lysine (K)-specific demethylase 4B
Exons: 22
Coding region: 128-3523 (1131 amino acids)
Biological process (GO): chromatin remodeling
Cellular component (GO): nucleus
Molecular function (GO): histone H3K9 demethylase activity
Source: RefSeq, a predicted model, not a curated record
ACGCGGCCCAGCGCUGCUGAAACACUAUCGAGCCUGUGGACUAGCCAAAACGGACAUAUUCGAGACAAAAACAGCGACAAAAGAGCACAAAACGAGCCCGAGCAGCAGCGUUCGCUGACCUGCAGUCAUGGACCCGUCUUUACCUCCAGACCCGAACCCAGCGGAGACCGAACCCUCUGCAGACAUGACUCCACCAGCGGACGCUGAUCACUCUCCUAAUAACCCUCCGGUGGAUCCACAGCCAUGCGACACCCCGAUUUUAGAUCCAUUUCGGGAACUGACGGCACCUGCAGAACUGACCCCAGCUCAAGGACUGAACCCAGAACUGCCUGCACCAGAACUCACACCACAAACCCUGAUCCCAGGACCAGCUCCUCCACCCGGCGCCAACUUCAACAAGAUCAUGACCUUCAGGCCCACCAUGGAGGAGUUCAAGGACUUCGGGAAGUACAUCGCCUAUAUGGAGACGCAAGGAGCUCACAUUGCCGGACUGGCGAAGGUUAUUCCGCCAAAGGAGUGGAAACCGCGCCGUUCCUACGAGACCAUCGAGGAUAUGGUCAUUCCUGCUCCAAUCAUGCAAGUGGUGACUGGCCAAUCUGGACUCUUCACACAGUACAACAUCCAGAAGAAGUCCAUGACCGUCGGAGAAUAUCGCAAACUGGCCAACAGUAAAAAGUACAACACUCCUCAACACAAGGACUUUGAUGACCUGGAAAGGAAAUACUGGAAAAACCUGACGUUUGUGUCUCCUAUUUAUGGCGCCGACAUCAGUGGGUCACUUUACGACCCGGACAUUACGGAGUGGAACAUCGGCCACCUGAACACUCUUCUGGACAUGGUGGAGCAGGAGUGCGGCAUAGUGAUCGAAGGUGUGAACACACCGUACCUGUACUUCGGCAUGUGGAAGACCACCUUCGCCUGGCACACGGAGGACAUGGACCUCUACAGCAUCAACUACCUGCAUUUCGGGAAACCAAAGUCCUGGUAUGCCAUUCCUCCCGAGCACGGCAAGAGGCUGGAGAGGCUGGCGCAAGGAUUUUUCCCAGGAAGCUCUCAGGGCUGUGACGCGUUUCUCCGACAUAAGAUGACCCUCAUUUCUCCCUCAAUCCUCAAGAAGUACAGCAUCCCAUUCGACAGGAUCACGCAGGAAGAGGGCGAGUUCAUGAUCACGUUCCCGUAUGGUUAUCAUGCUGGCUUCAACCACGGCUUCAACUGCGCAGAGUCCACCAACUUCGCCACGCUGCGCUGGAUCGACUAUGGCAAGAUGGCGGCGCAGUGCACGUGCCGUAAGGACAUGGUGAAGAUCUCAAUGGACGUGUUUGUCCGCCGCCUGCAGCCGGAGCGUUACACGCAGUGGAAACAAGGUAAAGACACAACGGUGCUGGACCACCUGAAGCCCACCAGCCUGAGCAGCCCCGAGCUGGAGCACUGGAGGAAGAACAGAGUCACCUUUAGGGAGAAGGUCCUGCGCAGAGCUCAGGCGAAGAUGAAGCAGUUUCGGCGUCUGAAGCCGGAGGACCUGAAGGUUCUGAUGGAGGCGGGUGUGGAGCUGGACAUGGAAGAGUACCAACGCAAAGUGGAGGAACACGAUGAGCAGCGGCGCCAGCAGAGGGAUGAGCGCAUGGCCAGAGAAGCCAUGCUCACCCUGGAGGCGCUGGAGAGAGAAGAGCAGGAGCAGGCCGAGGCCGCGCUUCGAGGAGGAGGAGUUGAAGAAGGAAAAGCCGAUUCCCAGGAUCCUCCAGUGGAGAACGGGGAGAAGAAGAAGAAAAAGAAGAAAAAGCUUCAACUUACAGAUGAAAUGUCCUUCCAGGAAGUGUUUGAGCAGUUCACCACCGCCAGCGAAAUGCAGAACCAGAGCAAUGGAGCUGCUCCUCUGCAGACUAAUCCAUUCACGAAGCUGAAAAAGAAGGUUGAGGUGAAGAAGAGCCGAAGACAUCCAAUCAGCAAACCGCCGAUGCGUUCGCCUCACUCCAUCGUCAAACAGGAGGCCUCCAGCGAUGAGGAGCUCUACUCGGGUCUGCCAGUAGGUGGCGGCGUCACUCACGAAAGCAAGAAGCCCGAAGACAGCGAUCUGUGGCAGAACCGUUCACCGAACUUCCUAGCCGAGAAACAGUUCAACGCGGCCAUGUCCACCAUUGAGCCGUACUGCGCCAUCUGCACGCUUUUCUGCCCGUACACACAGUCUGUAAAGGACCCGUUCCACAUCUCGGACAUGUCUGGUUUGGUGUCGCGGGUUGGCUGCCGCACUCGUCCGCUGGUUCCCGAGAUGUGCUUCAGUGCUGGAGCCGAAAACAUGGAGCCGCUUUCCUCAAACUCCCACAUCGCAGACGACGGCACCAGCGUACUGCUGUCCUGUUCCGGCUGCAACCUGCAGGUCCACGCCAGUUGUUAUGGCGUCAAUCCUCAGACGAAACAGGAGGGCUGGAUGUGUUCUCGGUGUACUACGGUGGCUUGGACAGCCGCCUGCUGUUUAUGCAGUUUAAGAGGUGGAGCGUUGAAGAAGACCACAGAUGAAAGAUGGGUUCACGUGAUCUGUGCCGUCGCUGUAGCCGAGGUUCGUUUCGUUAAUGCUAUUGAGCGCGAGCCUGUGGACGUGACUGCGGUCCCUGAAACCAGGAAGAGUCUGAAAUGUGUGUACUGCCACAAGACGACUAAGCAGAUUUUCGGCGCAUGUAUCCAGUGCUCACUGGACAACUGCUCCACGUCUUUCCACGUGACCUGCGCCCUCCUCGCCGGAGUCGUCAUGAAGCCUGCUGAUUGGCCGUAUGUGGUGUCCGUCACCUGCCACAAACACAAACUGACCAAUCAGAAGGCUAAAAGUGGCACUCGUGACCUUUCUCUGGGUCAGGAGGUCAUCGGCAGGAACAGCAACGGCUGGUUUUAUCGCUGCGUCAUCACCGGCACCGGCACACAAACCUACUACGAGGUCAACUUUGACGACGGAUCCUACUGUGACAACAUCUUCCCAGAGAACCUUCUGAGUCACGACUGCCUGCGGAACGGCCCUCCAGAACUGGGCGAACUCGUGGUGGUCAAAACUGUCGAUGGACGAGUUCUCAACGCAUCCUACGUCAAGGAACACGUCCACCGAUACUACCAGGUGGAGUUUCAGGACGAGACGCAGCUCUUACUGAAGCGCAGCGAGAUUCACUCUCUGGACCAAGAGCUGCCCAAGAGGGUCAUGUCUCGUCUGGCGACUGUGAACCAGCAGCAACCUCAGGCUCAACCAUCAGACGAACCUCUGGCCGCAAAACGCCCUCGUCUGCCGACCCCGCCGCCCACGUUAGCCAUCGAGCCCACGGUGCUACCUCCUGAGCUAGUCUCCACUUUCCUGCCCGCUAGUAUUACCGCAAACACCAGCACUGCCCCUUGCUUGCCACCAGCUGCACUUCCCAUUUCAGCGCCCCCAGAACCCAGCGAGAGUUACACCCACAGCUCCAGCUACAUCGCCUACAUGGAGUCUCUCCUCAAGUCGGACUUUCCUGCAGAAGACGGCGAGCCUGGCCUUGAGCCUAUGUAUUGAAGCAGCUAACGCUUACAGACUUUCAAUUCAUUCACUUGCAUGUCUUUGUUUCAUUUAUUCGCUGUUGUGCUAAUCCGAGUCCUCCCACCCAUUGAUGGUGCGCGUGGGACGCAUGUGUGUCACUAUAGACUGAAGCCGGAACGGACCCAGUACAGAGCCUUGGGGGAUGCCGCGCUCUUCCACAAUCCCUCUUUCAAUAAACGAAAAGAUCCGACCAGCGGAACGAUCACUUACUGUAUGUGCUGUUUACUUUAAAACGGACUUUUUCUUUUCUCUAAUGAGUGCUAAAUAUUUUUCUAACUCUACUCUAAACACGCCACCCGGUCACAGAUCAAACAGCCAGUCUAUAUCUGUACAGUUUCCGAUAUUUCUCAAGUGUUCGGGCAGGGAUGGG